UUCCUUGCAGCCGGAAAUGAAACGCAGACAACUCAGAUGGGCUGAAGGAAAGUAAAAUAUUCACAUGCAUCACGACAUUAAGAGACAUGUUAACAUGAAGUUGUCACCGAAAGUCAUCACGGGGGCCCUGCACGCCCAGAAUAAGGGGGCGUCAGACUGGGGUUGGCAGGGUUUACUAUCGUAUGGUUGUCAGGGGUUUAUUGUUGUGGUGGACCCUAAAACAGUACAAGUUUUACAGGUGCUUGCUAAACACAAGGGAAAUGUUGUCAAGGUGAAAUGGGCCAAGGAGAAUUACCACCAUGAUAUAGGGAACCCUUACUCCCUUCGUCUGGCCUCAGGGGACACCAAUGGGGUAAUAAUUGUGUGGGAUGUUACAUCGGGAACAAUCAAGUCUGAAUUUUCUGAGGGAACCAAGCCUAUUCAAGACAUGGAGUGGUUGACCUAUCAGGAUGCAUCACAUGACCUCCUGGUCGCACUUCACCCUCCCUACUCCCUCAUUCUUUGGAAUGCUGACACUGGAACCAAACUGUGGAAAAAGUCCUACACAGAGCCACUGCUGGCUUUCUCUUUUGAUCCGUUCAACUCCAAAAAUGUGGCUUUUUUGGGUCCUGAUUGUAUUGUGUUCAUAGAUGACUUUUCUGUCACUAAGACUCCUUCUAGCAAUGGCAAAAAGUUUUACAUUUCUAGUCCCUCAAGUUCUGCAAGUAACCUGAAAACGGAAGGCUCCACUAGUAGUGUGGAAAAGAGAACGGCCUCCAGAAACCUCGCUGAGAGGAUGAGCAAGAUACUGGUGGGGGAGGGACCCAGUAAAAAGAGCAGUAAGGAGGAUUCGGAUCAUGUGGCUCUGAACGAUUGUAUACAGUUGUUACACCACCAGUCCUGUAGACACCACCUGAUCUUAGUGUACACCAGGGAAAUACUGAUUCUAGAUCUGGAGAUUAACCAGACUGUGGGCAUUAUCCCCAUGGAGAGAGCUGGGUCUCCAUUUGUUCAGAUUGUCUCCCUUAGACAAAGAGACGUGUUGUUGUGCCUUCAUGAAAAUGGAAGUGUGUCUACCAGAAUACGCAGAAAGACGAACGCUAUCACAACACCCGCCUCAGAGGGGCACGGUGCAUUUGAUGAUUCGCCUCCUCCUGUUUCUAUGGAUGUGACCUAUGACCUCAGAUGUCAGUCUGACGGUUUGAGGGUGACGCGACACAGUCGUGUGUCCAGUAUGUCUUGUUGCUUGGUAACAGAAAGUUCCGUGGCACUGGUCGUGACGGACAGCCGUGUUGUAUUCUGGGAUAUGAUUCUUCUAGAUGGAGGGACUGAGUUAGAAACAGCCCCACAGUUGGAUGCCAAGUCAAAAUUUCCUGUCAUUUCUGAUACUCCUCCCCCUAAACUCUCACUCUCUGAUAUGAUUGGACGGUUACCUGUUGUGAACCAUGAUCACCCAUCGGUGCUUAAAGGUCGUGCAGUGGCCUUGAAGUUUGUGAUGACUGGUCUUCUAAAUGGAGUGGUCUCCCCUGUAAGCUCUCUACGCAUGUGUCCUCCACUUACCACUAAGAACUGGAGUGUAUAUCAACCUCUACUGGCCGUAGGUAGUUCUACAGGAGUUAUCCAGAUCAUCAACAUCUCCAGUGGACUGAUUGUGAAGGAAUUCAGUGUUCAUACAGGCCCUGUCAGAGGGAUAGAGUGGUGUAACCUUAAAUCAUUCCUGUCAUAUUCCUACCCAUCCCCAGGCACCAGUGGUCUGGUUAAGAAUGACCUCAUGUUAGUGGACAUCUCUACUGGCAAGGUGAAGCCGGUGAGGACUAACAGAGACCAGGAAUCUCCCAUAGAAAUUCUACGUGUGUCCUGUCUCAAACAAUACUUUAUAGUUGGAUUUAAAGACAAACCUUUAGAACUGUGGGACCUCCAGACAAUGACCAUGUUACGAGAGACGGGGAAGAGCCUGCCCCACCCCACAGCCCUGGAGUGGUCCCCCUCCCACAGUCUCAAGUCCCUGAAGAAGAAGAUGAUGAGUCAGGGUGGGGACAAAGAGGGGGGUCAGCUGACCUCCACCCUGGCUGGUGGUGACAAGGUGGGGGUGUCUACAACAUCCCUCUCAGAGACGACAGAAAGCGAUUCCAAGGUGAACCAGAAGAUGUCAGUUAAGGAGCACUUUGUGUACACAGAUUCUGAGGGCACCCUCUAUCACUUUGUAGUGGAGGGGACAGGGUUUGCUGAUGCCAGCAGAGUGCCAGCAGAGUCUGGAAUGGGGACCAUUACGUGGAUAGCUUGGAAGGGAGACUUUAUUUUGUUUGGGGAUGGAGAGGGACAGUUAUCAGUUUGGGAUCUCAAGUCUAAAACACAAAGGACAAUGGCAACAAGGCGGGGGUGGAUCAAGAAGAUCCGGUUUGCCCCAGGGCGGGGGAAUAUGAAGUUCUUCCUCCUGUAUGUGGACGGCUUUGAUAUCUGGGAUCUGAAGGAGGGAAAGGCAGAGCUACUAAGUUCAAUGAAGAGUCCCCGAGAUGUUGCUAAGGUGAUAGAUGCAGACUGGACCGGAUCAGACCGGCCAGUACUGGCUACAGCUGACGGAUGUGUGGAGGUGUUUGACCUGACACUGAAGUCCUGCUCCUGUGGAAUUGAGGAUCGGGAAUUUCCAGAUGAGGUGGCCAGCCCCUACAUUCUCCCCCCAAAGGCCUCACUAAUGAUGAAGUACCACCUACAGAAUCAGCCAUGGAACAGCGAGUACUCCCGAAAGCUGGAGGGACUGAGAGAGGAGGAGAAAAAUUUACAGGCAGUGGUCAACAAACAGAUAGAUCUAUUGGACAGUGAUAUUUUGGAGUACUUACCACAGUGUAGAUUUGGAGUGGCAGAGAGAUGUCUUAUACUUGCCAAGUUGUUUGGAGAUGAAUCUGACUUUUUGUUCUGGACUGUAGCACUGUAUUAUCUGAGAGCUGUUAAGUGGAGUCCAAAAUCUCAGGAAGAUAUAGAUUUGCUGGGACCAGAAAAGGAAAAGUUUAUUCCUGCCACACCCUCUUACAAGGAGACCAAUGACCUUGUGAUGUUAGACAGUCCUGACGAGGGGGAGGAGCCAUACCAGGGGUCAUGGUCUCUUAUAGACACACCCCUGGAGAGAUACUUUGAUAUGAUCUGUGAUAAUGACAGCUUUAAGUUAUACCAGUUGGACCGUGUGGCUCUUCACGACAGUAAGAGAGUGACGUACGAACACACAAAGAAGUGUGCAGAGAACUACAUCAUGCUGCGGGAGACAGAUCGAGCCGUGCAGCUACUGCUGGAAACAGAACCAGAUAAUGAUACAUACUACACCGACUGUCUCAGAGCUUGUUUGGUGGCAAGUAUUCGAUCUUCAGGCGUCUCACAAAGCACAAUCAAACUCGUGGCCACCAAUCUCAUAGCCAAUGGUAAAAUCAAAGAGGGAGUACAGUUACUGUGUCUGAUUGACAAAGGCCUAGAUGCCUGCCGAUAUCUGCAGACCUAUGGAGCUUGGGACCAAGCUGUCUGGCUGGCAAAGGCCACAUUAACCAGCAGUGACUGUUGUGAGGUGAUGAAGAGAUGGGUGGAUCACUUAUGUGGGACACAGGUCAACCAGAAAAGUAAGGCCCUGUUGGUGAUGCUAUCCCUGGGACAGUUUUCUAAGGUACUGGAGAUGUUGUAUGGAAUGAGACAAUUCAACAGAGCUGCAUGUUUUACUGCAGCACUGGAAGAAUUCGGACUACUAGACCAAAGCAAGGACGAUGUUGUGCUGGUGGAGGCUAUUUACCUAGAGUAUGCCCGUCUGUUGGCCAACCUGGGACUGAAAGCAUCUGCCGAGUUUUACUGUCAGAAAGCUGGUGAUAAAGGGAACCAGUUUAGAGAGGAGGUCCGCAUCCUCUUUUCAUGAUGGACAAGAGUUUAUUGUGUUGGGUUCAAAUUGUGCUUUAAAUGUACUGCCUUGUAUGGGAAAAAAGUGACUCGCUUGUUAAUUUACACUUUAAAUCUAUAGUGCAUAUUAAAAAGAAUGACCAUGAAUAAUGUGCA
Molecule: messenger RNA, 4005 nt
Organism: Saccostrea echinata
Lineage: Eukaryota; Metazoa; Mollusca; Bivalvia; Ostreida; Ostreidae
Product: WD repeat-containing protein 11-like
Exons: 29
Coding region: 65-3868 (1267 amino acids)
Cellular component (GO): cytoplasm
Molecular function (GO): protein binding
Source: RefSeq, a predicted model, not a curated record